UUGCCCCCUUGUUGUUGUUUUCUUUUCUUUUCUUUUCUUUCUUUUUUUUUUUUUUGGGUUUUUGCUUUCUUCCUCUACUGUUCCUUCUUCAUCUCUCUCUGUUUUGUAUGAUGGGGGCAGUUUUAAUGGAGUGGCUGUACUACUGAUAAAUGGCUCAGCACAGUAUGCUAACCAAUGUCAACAGCAACUCCAACAAAGACUAUGUUUGUAAAAAUUCUACUGACCCACAUCCACAAUUACCUGCCAAUCCAAUUUUUCAUGAUUUUUUAGGCAUGAAAAACCCUGAUAAUACUCCUUUGGUUUUUGCUCCCCGGACGGCGGCGGCGGCUGCGGAGCCCUCGCCGGCUGCCUCCGCCUCCCGUGGUCCUUCUUCAAGCGGUGGUCGUGGCCCUAUCUCUACUACCUCAGAUCUUGCUUCUGACCGACAGGUAGGGAGUCAUCUUGAAGGUGUUCCAUUUUAUGGUCCGAGGGGUAAUAUGUCUACGACGGAGAUUCAUAGUAGGAUUAUAGGAAGUAAGAGAAGCAUAUCGGAUUCUUUUAUGGGAUCGUAUCGGGAUGGAGUUCCACACAUGCCUUCUGAGUCGCAUCAUAAUAGCUUGCAUCUAAUGAAGACAUUACAAAAUGGAGCAGGCGGGGAGCGAAACCGAAGAUCCAAUGAUGAUGAAGUGACGCCUGGGAUGCAGCAUCCAAUGAGACCGAACCCUGCAUCACUUAUCCUUCAAUCUCAUAUUGGAAGUGGCAGUAGACUUGAUGCUGAUGUUACCAAGUGGGAAAGAUCCACAGUUAUGAACAUUGGUCCUGCUCCGGUAGUACAGGCCUCUCCUCGGGGAAAAUUGGAGCCUUUUCUUUCUCGGUUAGAGUUAGCUACAAAAAAGUUCAGAGAUGCCAAUAUGAUUCCCCCAAAUAUAUUUCAGUCAGCUGCAGAUGAGGGAUCUCGAACUGGAAUCAAAGGUCCUGGAAUCUUAAGUUCGAGCAAUCCCGGUGGUGGAACCUCUGAACGAAAUUCAUCUAUCCUACUGGGAAGCUGCAGCUUGCAAAAGUCUGGGACUAAUGUCGUGGAGCAUGAAGCCGGUAUUCCUUCAAGUCGACGUGGUCUUGCAUCUGCUAAUCGGCAGAUGACAAUAUUUUACGGUGGCCAAGCACAUGUCUUUGAUGACGUUCAUCCAAACAAGGCAGAUGUUAUAAUGGCCUUAGCUGGAUCGAACGGUGGAUCGUGGUCAACUAAUUAUGGAGCAAAGUCAAAUGCUAGGCCAAUCAAUGAAAACCAAGAACCAAGUGGAGAACUCGAUAUUGGUAUGACAAGUAACAGCACCCCAGCGUUCGCCAAAGAAGCUCGUGGAAAGCUGUGUGUUGCUGGGAGUUCCGUUCCAUUAGCUGGCUCUGUUGAGAGAAUCUCGACAACAUCACCAGGAGCACCUCAUGGCAGCAGUGGUGGUAAGGGCGGUAGAGACCAAGUUCAAGCCACUGAUUCCAUGGAGAAGAAGAGAGAGGUGCAAUAUUAGUUCUCCAACUCAGACAAAUGUUUCUAAAUCCAUGAAGGCAGAUGUUUUAAGGAAUUCUCGACGUGCCACUCGUACUCCGGUACUAUUUAACUUCGAUUUUUAUUGUAUUUUCUUACCUUCUUUUUCUUGGGGGGAAGAGGGGGGUAAUUUUCUUGUUAAUGGGAUGUGGAGAUAUGAGAUUUUAUGGAUCAGAUUCCAGAUUAAAUGAAUGGUUUAAGCUUGAUGAGCAAUGGAAAUGAAUCCCCUUUUCUUUUUAUGGAACUUUGCCAUUGGAAAAGUUGUCCUUAUUUCCUAAUAACUACUUGAAAUUA
This is a messenger RNA of Cucumis sativus (cucumber), 1813 nucleotides long. RefSeq names its product protein TIFY 8. Gene Ontology annotation, cellular component: nucleus. The coding region runs from base 150 to 1502 and encodes 450 amino acids. Lineage: Eukaryota; Viridiplantae; Streptophyta; Magnoliopsida; Cucurbitales; Cucurbitaceae. Gene Ontology annotation, biological process: regulation of defense response; regulation of jasmonic acid mediated signaling pathway; response to wounding. The record is from RefSeq and is a predicted model, not a curated record. The transcript is spliced from 6 exons.